This is a messenger RNA of Amoebophrya sp. A25, 1877 nucleotides long. The record is from the annotation of a GenBank genome assembly. NCBI's taxonomy places the organism in Eukaryota, Dinophyceae, Syndiniales, Amoebophryaceae.
AACAGUCAUACUAUCGGAUCACAAACAGGAUAAGCCAGGGCCAGAUCUAUAUUAUCAACUGUCUUGUUCAGAAGGGUUCUCGUCCCAUGUGUCUGAGCAGAUGAAAGAUCCAAAAUGGUUGCCUCAUAUUUCUGUUGAACUAGUGCAUCCAAUUAUAAGAAAGCUUUUCAUUUUCUGUAAGAUUGUGAAAUUCCACUUCGUUCAAAAUUUGAGAUCCAUUUUGAUGAUGCAGAUUGAAAUCUGCGGUGACAGGACCAAAGUAAAUCUGAUUAUCCUUUUUCAUUUCCAGUACUGAUUUUUUUCUCUUCGUUUAGUUUUUCAUCUAGAAGCAAGUGGUUCUGUGUUUGUGUUCCCGCAGAAAUAGUCCUACUCGAGUUUUUGACUCAUCAUUGUUUUUUUCCAUUGAUUAAACCCUGCGAGACCACGGUUUCUCAGUUCAUUCUUCCAAUUCAUUGAUUUCAGAGUGACUUCUGAUUCUAUUGAAGUCUUGUUUGGUUUGAAAAUGGUUGUCAAGUCGCUGGAGACGUAUCUUGAGGAGGUUGGUGCUGUGCAGCUAUGCGCAGUGAGGGGGAAAGCGUUUCUGGUGCCGUAUGUGGUUCCAUACAAAUAUGGGAAUCUGGUGCGCCUGACGCGCGAGCAAGCUUCGCUGCCGCUUCUCGUGAACGCGCGUGAACGUCUGAAACAUUCGCGCGUGGCUGGGAUUGCGACCGUGCAAGCGCAGACCUUCAGCCGCACAUACCUGAAAAAUCCGGGGGCGAUUCUCUCUAUGUUCGAUACCGAGAGCAAAACGUUUCCUGUCCCCCCUCUUGGCGGGGCCAACAAAGAGAGUGCGAUGGCGGACAACGGGGAGGGCGAGCCCUUGCUCGUGGGAGAACCUGUGCGGCUCGUCGAGCAGCCGUCUCGGCGGGUGAAGCUAAUCACGCAAACAGGUGAAGGCGUGACACUCUCUCUGUCGGGAGGCAUUGUUAUGGGAGAUGCGGAGCACCUCAACGAUGUGACCGGUGAACUGUCAUUACGUGCGAUUCAGACGUGCAUGUGCUGCUUCGGUUUAUGGUCGCGCGACAGGCUGAGCAUGGUCGAGAAAGCAUACGCGGAUGGUGGGGAGCCAGCUGUGUUCGCGGCCGUGGCCGAGGUGAAAACCGACGAAGAGCGGGUCUCUUUGUUACUGCACCACUUCGAUCGUAUGCAGAAGAAAGCAGCAAAGGCCGCCCUUAAAUUCUACACCACAGUUGACGACCCCUAUGCACCGAAGCUAUACACCAAGGGAAUGGGCGUGCCUUUUAACUCAACGCAGUGCGACUACCUCUACGCUUGCGGAGAGCUGGCUCCACUACAAAAUGCGGACAUUCUGGACGUGUGCGUGGCCGCGGGUCUCCUUCCACGUGGCACAAAAUUGCCCAACCCCCAAGGGAUCGCUGCCGACGACUUGGAUGACCUCUACAGGCAAUAGUGGUUGACCUUCUUCGGUCAGCGGCCUUUUCGUCCAGUGGAAUGAUAGACGAGUUUGACAUGUCAUUCAUUGAAAAAGAAAAACUACUAGAGUGAAAAUGUAUGAUUCGAAUUCGUUACUUGCUUUCCAACCUGUGCCAACAACCACUAUGAUUUUUAUUGUAAUUUGUUGCUUCUAUCUACUAAUUUUCCCCUGCCUACGACAUCAGUAAAUUUCAAGAGUUCUAUUUGUAAUUUAAUGCUUGGUCUUAGUUUUAGCCAUCUAAGAUACAAGGAUGAUGAUGAUGAUGAUGAUGAUGAUGAUGAUUUUACUAAUUUCCGCCCAAAAGUCAAAAGAUCUCGCAGAGGAAUGAUACCUGAUGCUAUUUGAGCAGUUCGAAUAUUGAAUACCGUUUUCAGAAGGAGCUUUCGCGGUCAUGGUGAUAAAU